Molecule: messenger RNA, 996 nt
Organism: Miscanthus lutarioriparius
Lineage: Eukaryota; Viridiplantae; Streptophyta; Magnoliopsida; Poales; Poaceae
Source: the annotation of a GenBank genome assembly
AUGGGGAAUAUCAGUAAACUUAAGCGUGGUCGCUCCCGUGUCACCCCGCGCCGCACAUGUCAAACCCUAACCUCCUCGAGCAAGGUCGAAGCUGCGUCAAUGUCGGACAAGUGCGAGAUCCAAUUCGAUGCCGAUCCCAUCCAAGGCGCAUCAGGCGGUCCAGGACAAGUCGCCCAAGUCUCCAAUUUUGAGGCGACGCACAGAGGUCAAUCUUCCCGACUGCCGCUGGAUCUUUUAAAUUUCCCUGAUGAAUUCAAAUCACUGGAAAUGGACAGACUACUUCCUUGUGACUUAAAAAACACUAAUCCAACUGCCUUGCAGCAGUACAAUGCCUACCUUGACUGGUUUUACGACUCUCAUAGAGGUCCUGCUCCUGUUGCAUCCCUUGCUGAUACUGCCUCCAUGUAUUUGGAGAAGGAGAACAGCAUGGUGUCCUUGUGGGUGAAUUCACACGCCUGUAGUAGUAUUCGUGGUUCCAUAGUGAAUAAAUGCAUUGUUAGCUAUAUGCAUUUUGCGAUUAAAGGAAAAGGUGAAAUAGAACAUCCAUAUGCCUUCGUUGCUGCUGAGUGUCUUGCUAAGGAGGCUGAGUUGAUUUGUGAAUGGCUCAGGCGUGGGCGCCGUAUUUUUACCGAUGAUGAGUACACCUUUUGCCAUAACAUCCGGGUUGCUGCUGCUGAACUUUUUAUUACCUGUCGGAAGUGGUCUUCUCAUAUUGCUGCUGCCCUUCUGGGUAUCAGAAAGGAGGCUGAGUGGUUGAUUGAGAACUUGAAGUGUAAUUUUGGUAAAUCCAUUAGUACCUCCAUGAAGAUUCGACAAUUUGCCUUAGAUUUUCUUUGGGAAAAGUUUCAUGAGCUUGAACCAUGUUAUGCGUGGGGAAAUGAGGAGAGCAGUGAAAUUGAAAUGGCCUCUGAGAGUGAUGAUGAUGUCGCUAAAAGCCAAGAUAACAACGACAUGGGGGAUUGCUAUGAUGAAGACUACUUGAAACUUUAUCGUUAA